AUGGCCACCACCAUCAGGAGCGGAGUCACCACCUGCACUGGCUGGGCGGCCACCCGACCUUGCCGGCGGCUACCACUGGAUCGGACAAGAAGGUUACCCCAACUCCAACGGCCUUCCUUGUCGACCACAUUCUUGCCUCAAAUAAGAUGCCCGGGCCUGUGGCGAUCGAGAGUCCGUUCCACCUCAGACACGAGUGGGGCUCCUCCGGUGACUGCCCCGGAACCAGUUGGUGCCGGCGAGGUGCUGCUAGAGGCGGCGGGGAGCUUCCGCAUCUACAAGAGCGGGAAGAUAGACCGCCUCAACGAUCCCACCAUCCUGCCCGCCGGCGUCGACGAGGCCACCGGCGUCACCUCCAAGGACGUCGUCCUCGACGCGGACACGGGCCUCUCCGUGCGCCUCUACCUUCCCAACAAGCUCCAGGACGCCUCCGCGAAGCUCCCGGUCGUCGUCUACUUCCACGGCGGCGCCUUCCUCAUCGGGUCGGCCCGCGACCCCACGUACCACAAGUACCUCAACGCCCUCGCCGCGGCGGCCGGCGUCCUCGCGGUGUCCGUCGACUACCGCCUGGCCCCGGAGCACCGGCUCCCCGCCGCCUACGACGACUCCUGGGCCGCGCUCCUGUGGGCGGCCUCGGCGCAGGACAAAUGGAUCGCCGACCACGGCGACGCCUCCCGCCUGUUCGUCGCGGGCGACAGCGCCGGCGCCAACAUCGCGCACGAGAUGCUCGUGAGGGACGGCGGCCCAAGAAUCGAGGGCGCGAUACUGCUGCACCCGUGGUUCAGCGGGAACGCGGCGAUCGAGGGGGAGCCCCCGGCCGCGGCCAAGGUCACGGGGCUCCUCUGGUCCUACGCGUGCCGGGGGUCGGCGGUGGGCGGCGCGGACGACCCGAGGAUGAACCCGCUGGCAUCGCCGGCGCUGGAGAGGCUCGGGUGCGCGAGGAUGCUGGUGACCACGGGGCUCGAGGACGGGCUCGCGGCGCGGAACCGCGCGUACUACGAGGCCGUGGCCGCGAGCGGGUGGCGCGGGAGGGCGGCGUGGCUGGAGCUGGAGGGGGAGGGCCACGUGUUCUUCCUUGGGAAGCUCGAGUGCGACAACGCCAAGCGUCGUCGCGUUCAUAGCCGACGCAUGAGCUGCAUGUACUGCCCACCAACGCGUUGCCCACUCGCUGCUGAUCCAAAACCCCUGCCGUUCAUCCAACAAUGGUGUACGAGUUAG
Messenger RNA from Triticum turgidum subsp. durum (durum wheat), 1215 nucleotides. The record is from the annotation of a GenBank genome assembly. Lineage: Eukaryota; Viridiplantae; Streptophyta; Magnoliopsida; Poales; Poaceae.